AUGACUAUCGACCAAGAUCCAAUCAAAAAGAAUUCACCUGUCAACAAGUAUUCUACAUCAUUAUUACAUGAUGGUCCAUCAUUUGAUAGACCAUUAAUGGAAACUCUAGACCCAAUUCAAUUCAAAUUAAAAAACAGUGAUAUUGUUGCCACUGCAUUCCCAAUCUUUCAUUAUUCCUGUAUUCCAAAAAAAUUGUUAUCUUUGAUGCAUGAGGAAUUCAAUGCAGAGAUCGAAAGAGGUGACACGUAUCCUCAAUUGGAUCCUUUGACUCUUGAUGAGUUUUGUCAUUAUUGGGUUCAUUCGAUGUGUGUUAUUCUAUUACAAACCGACAAUCUUAACAUUUUACAAGAAGAUGAAUCUUGUUAA
Messenger RNA from Arxiozyma heterogenica, 366 nucleotides. RefSeq lists its product as uncharacterized. Bases 1 to 366 code for a protein of 121 amino acids. NCBI's taxonomy places the organism in Eukaryota, Fungi, Ascomycota, Saccharomycetes, Saccharomycetales, Saccharomycetaceae. The record is from RefSeq and is a predicted model, not a curated record. Gene Ontology annotation, cellular component: nucleus. The transcript has a single exon.